AUGGCGACCGCAGCGUUGUAUGGCAACCUCUUUGCUUUUGAUGAGACCGAACACAAUUGGACGGAGUUUAUAGAAAUAUACGAACAUUAUUUUGCUGCAAACAAAAUAACAGAAGACAAGUUCAAAGUGAGCAUUUUGUGUGCCAACGUAGGCCCAAAAGCGUACCACAUAAUCAAAAGUUUGUGUUUACCGGAGAAACCGGCGGACAAAACAUUUGAGUUUAUCACCAAGGCAGUGAAACAUCACUUUAAACCGAAGCUUUCCGAAGCGAGCGCGAGUCUUUACUUUAACUCGAGAAUUAGGAGAAGUAAUGAAAGUGUCAUGAUGUAUGUUGCGGAACUCAGGAGAUUAGCAGUUCCAUGUAAUUUCGGAGGAUUUCUUAACCGAGCCAUGAAGGACAGAUUUAUCGCUGGCAUAAAUGAUGCAGAAAUCCAACAGAAAAUCUUAUCCACACCAGAUGGAGACCUAACAUUCGAUAAGGCUUUCCAGAUCGCAGAGGCAUAUGAAUCGGCACGCCGCAAUGUUAGAGAAAUGCAGAAAAGUGUUGCACAAGAGGAGCCCUCAGUAAACCAAGUGCACUACUCCCAAAGGCCUAAAGGGAAGGGAGGCCCCACUAGACAGAGGGGUAACUAUGAAAACAAAAGGGGGCAGGUUAAGGGGUCCCAAAAGACACCCAUGUCAGGAGACAAAUCAGGGGGAGAAUGUUACAGAUGUGGAAAUUCCCAUGACCCACAAUCAUGCUGGUUUAAAGAUCAGAAUUGCUACAAAUGUGGGAAGAAAGGCCAUGCAAAAAGUGCAUGCCGGUCCGGGGCUACCAUUACCCAUGUUGAAGAAGAAGUUUUCAGUGAAGAUGAAGAUAGUGAAGGGGGUCCCGAGGGAAUGUAUCACAUUAGGAACCCAGGAAAUAAAGUUCCACCAAUCACUGUAAACCUAGAAGUAGACGGGAGGCCAAUUGAGUUUGAAAUAGAUACAGGGUCACCCUAUACCUUAAUUUCGGAAGAAACCGCCAAAACUCUGCCAAGUUUCCACAAAAUGAAGUCAUCUGAGUUAGACCUAACUUCUUUUACAGGACACAAAUUGAAAGUCCUGGGAACUAUUGAGACUGUUGUCAGUUACCAUGGCAACUCGUGCACCACCUCAGUUGUCGUUACAAAUCACAAGAGGGUUAAUCUUGCCGGGAGGGAUGUAGUAGAGCAGCUUAGCGUGAUAAGUGUAAACCACCUCAAGGAAACCCUGACCCUAGAGACUGUGCUUGAAAGGCACCCAGAUAUUUUUAGGGACGAAUUGGGGAAGAUGAAAGGCACGCAAGCUAAGAUUAUUGUUGACCCCAGCGCAAAGCCACUUUUCUACAAACCGCGCUCACUCCCAUUUGCUAUGAAGAGCAAGGUAAUUGCAGAGAUUGACCGACUCGUGGAACAGGAUGUGAUAGAGCCUAUCAGACAUUCAGACUGGGCAGCGCCGGUAGUCCCAGUACUGAAACCUAACGGUGAGAUUAGACUGUGUGGGGACUAUAAGGUCACUGUUAACAAGGUUUCCAAGGUCGAGCAGUACCCAAUACCCACCUUGGAGGAGUUGACUGCUCAAAUAGCAGGAGGAACUAUCUAUCAUAAGCUUGAUCUCUCUCAUGCAUAUUCUCAGGUUGAACUUGACCCAGAUAGCAGGAAGUUCACAACCAUCAACACGGUGAAGGGUAUGUUUCAGUAUAAACGUCUGCCGUAUGGAGUCGCCAGCGCCCCAGCGGCCUUCCAACGUGCCAUAGAAGAACUGCUGCAUGGAAUACCUCAGGUAGCUGUAUACCUAGACGAUAUCCUUGUGACAGGUGAGAGCACUGCUGAAUCGCUUGAGAAUUUAGAGAAGGUCCUAGCAAGGCUUGAUGAGGCAGGACUGAGACUUAAGAGAGAGAAGUGUGUGUUUAUGCAGGACAAGGUUGUAUACCUGGGUCAUCAGAUUGACAAGACGGGCAUAUCUCCAGUCAAGGACAAGGUUGAGGCACUAGUUAAGGCCAAGACACCGGAGAACGUCACGGAACUGAAGGCAUACCUAGGCCUAUUGAAUUACUACGGUAAAUUCUUGAAGGGUCUGUCCCAGGUCCUUCACCCUCUGCACAAGCUCCUAGAGCAUGGGGUGAAGUGGCACUGGGGACCAGAACAGCAAACAUGUUUUGAACUAACCAAGAAGAUGAUUCUCUCAGCAGGACUUUUGGUACACUAUGAUACCGAAAGAGCACUAGUACUCCAUUGUGACGCUUCCCAGUAUGGCCUAGGCGCAGUCCUAUCCCAUAUCAUGGAGGAUGGCUCCGAACGACCUAUUGGGUUUGCAAGUCGCACCCUUAGCGAUGCUGAGAAGAACUACAGCCAACUAGACAAGGAGGGAGCCGCCGUUGUCUUCGGGCUAAAGAAGUUCCACAAGUAUGUGUUUGGUCGAGAUUUUGAUAUAAUCACGGACCACAAGCCAUUACUGUCACUGUUCCAUGAGGCGAAGCAGACACCGGUCAUGGCAUCGCCCAGAAUUCAGCGAUGGUCCAUAUUGAUGAGGGCAUACCAGUACCACAUGAAGUACAGAGCAGGAAAUCAGCAUGCCAAUGCAGACUGUAUGUCCCGACUGCCUUUACCUGUGAAAGCGCGUACUGAAGACAGAGUAUUGAUGAUAGAAGAGUUAGAAGACUGCUCUAUCUUGACCUCAGAGCAGAUCAGCCAUUGGACAAGGAAAGAUCCUGUACUCGCACAUGUACAUGAGUACCUGUUACGCGGAUGGCCGACAGAUGACACAGAUCCAGCCCUUACACCCUAUCGCAAGAGGAGAGACGAGUUAAGCGUCCAAGAUGGGUGUAUCUUAUGGGGUGCGAGAGUUAUAAUUCCACCCGAUGGUAGAGAUCAAGUCAAGCGAGAGCUCCACUCUGCACAUCCGGGCAUCAAUCGGAUGAAGGCCUUGGCCAGGAGUUACGUUUGGUGGCCCGGAAUGGAUGAAGAGCUAGCAGAGAUAGUGAGGAGAUGUGAUGUUUGCCAGGACCGGAGAAGAAACCCGCCAUCAGCUCCAUUGCACCCAUGGGAAUAUCCCGAUGGUCCCUGGAAGCGGAUCCACCUAGACUACGGUGGGCCGGUCGAAGGUCACAUGUUACUGGUUAUAACUGAUGCUUACUCCAAGUGGAUUGAGACAUACCUGAUGAAGUCAACAACAUCUCAAGCAACCAUAGACAAGCUGCGUGAAUGCUUCGCACGGAACGGUAUUCCAGAUGUUGUUGUAUCGGAUAAUGGUCCUAACCUUAUCUCGGAAGAACUGUCAACAUUCUUCAGUAAGAACGGCAUCCAGCACAUACCGGUUGCACCAGUACACCCAUCCAGCAAUGGGCAGGCAGAGCGAACCGUGCAGACAGUAAAGGAAGGGAUAGAGAGAACGCCUGGAAGAGAUUUGACGACAAAACUGCAGAGAUUCCUCUUCCAAUACCGUGUUACACCUCACACGACAACCGGUCGUAGCCCAGCGGAACUGUUAAACGGCCGGAAGUUGAAAACAAGGUUUGACUUGUUACACCCUGCUCUCCGAGGUCGAGUCAGGGACAACCAGAGUAAUAUGAAGAGAUAUCACGAUGGGAAGACACCACUGAGAGCAUUUACAGCAGGGGACUUGGUAAGAGCCAAGAACUUUGGACAUGGAGUCAGGUGGUUCAAAGGUAAAAUCUCCAAGGUAACUGGUCCUCUUUCGUAUGAAGUUGAGCUCAUAGACGGUAGACUUGUGCGCAGACACAUUGACCAUUUGCUGAAGCGAGAGGCAGACACAGACGUCAAUGAGAAGCCUAGGGGGAAUUCUAAUAUCUCCUUAGGUCCAAUGGAGCUGGCCGGUGUAGACACAGUUCCAAUAGAAAGUCUGGUGCCACCGACAUCCACCACCCCCAUAUGCGAGCCAGUUGCAGCGACACCAGACGAUACUCAGUCAGUGCCUAUUGCUACUACAGAGAGCCGCUAUCCUACGAGAGUUCGACAAACCCCAAGUCAUUUAAAUGACUAUGUUUUGUAA
Nematostella vectensis (starlet sea anemone) is the source of this 4014-nucleotide messenger RNA. RefSeq lists its product as uncharacterized. Gene Ontology annotation, biological process: DNA integration; proteolysis. The record is from RefSeq and is a predicted model, not a curated record. Lineage: Eukaryota; Metazoa; Cnidaria; Anthozoa; Actiniaria; Edwardsiidae. The coding region runs from base 1 to 4014 and encodes 1337 amino acids. The transcript has a single exon. Gene Ontology annotation, molecular function: nucleic acid binding; zinc ion binding; aspartic-type endopeptidase activity.